GCUUCCGUAGUAUUCUGUCGGAAUAAAUCGGCCUCAACCUUCCGAAAAGUACUUGUGACGUCAUAUCAGCGUGGGUCGGCCAUCUUGAAAAGCGAAUGGGUGGCUGGUAGAAGCGUAAAAAGAAAUACUCAUUAGGCGCAUAUUUUAUAGAUCAUCAUAUAGACCGUUACCAUGCCGACAAAAAUAUUUAUAGGUAACCUGGGAAGUAACUGCCGUUCAGAAGAUCUGCGUGAAUUAUUUGAAAAAUAUGGAAAAGUAACAGAAUGCGAUGUCCUUAAAAAUUUUGGUUUUGUGCAUAUGCAAAGUGAAGAAGAAGCUGACGAUGCAAUCAAAAAUCUCGAUGGCUUUACCAUUAAAGGGAACAGAAUGCGUGUGGAGCUCUCCACAGGAAAAUCGAGAGGUGGUGGAAAGGGAGGUGGACGGAUGAGAGGAGGUGGAAGAGGAGGAGGUCGUGGUGGAGACCGUGGAUACGGACCCCCCAGUCGUGACAGAUACGAUCCUUACAGAAGGCCCCCUCCUUAUGAUGAUUACUACAGAUACCCCCCAAGGGAGGACCGUAGAGGACCACCCCCAGAUAGAAGUGCUGGAGCACCUGCUGGAGGGUAUGAGCCUCCCCGGGAGAGAUAUUACGGUUAUGAGAGGCGUCCUCCGCCCCCAGAGUAUGACAGAUAUGAGCGUCCUAGAACAGCAGCUUCAGAUCCAUACUACAGAGAUCGGGCUGCCAUUGGCUCCCGUCCUCCUCCAGACUACUACAGCAGAAGUUACCCUGAUCCACAUGGAGAUGGACCUCCACCACCCCCUAGAGCUUAUGAUGACGACUAUUCAACAAAUGGUUACUACGAUUCUUACAAGGAACCACCAGCACCACCUGCAGAAUCUCUUGGAUCAGGAUCAUAUUAUGACAGAUUCUACAAGAAACCGCCACCCAGUCAGGCCGCUGGAAGACCGCCCCCACCCCCAGGGACUAACCAAGCCGAACCUUUAUAUUUCUGAUAUAAAAAAGUUUAAAAUACAUGUCACAACUUUCCAAAGUGCAUUGUUCAUUUUUUUAUUAUUUUUUUGGCUGCAUCAAGAAAUCGUAGUAGCAUUUGUUCUGUUUACUCGAGUCAUAAGUCGUCUAGAAGAGUUUUUUUUUUAAAAAAAACUUCAUAUUUGGGUUACGUCACUUGACUUUUAUAUUUGAUGUUGAAUACAUGUAGUAUGUUCACUCAUUUUUAUCAUUUUACUUCUGUUGCGCGUGUAUUGCUAUUUUCAUGUAGAAGUCAUUAUAUUGGUUGCAUUUUCAUACUAAGCAUAAUGUUGUGUGGGUAAUGUUUAGAAACAGAUUUUGAAGUGAAUAAUGUACGCUGUACAGAAUUGAUCAAAUUUUUAGAAGAGUGGAGCAUCUAGAACAAUUGAAUCAUGACAUAUCAUAUUAUCUGUAGUAUGUAAUUAAUUAACUCAUUUUCACCUCACUAACGGAUAGUAAUGAUGUUACACCAUAAAUGGAUAGGCAUGUUCAGAAGUAUUCGAGUUGUUCAGGUUUUUUGUGUUAACUUUUUUAUACACAAGAAAAAGAUCAAUAAAAUACUAAAUUGCUAAA
Molecule: messenger RNA, 1582 nt
Organism: Ostrea edulis (European flat oyster)
Lineage: Eukaryota; Metazoa; Mollusca; Bivalvia; Ostreida; Ostreidae
Product: RNA-binding protein lark-like
Exons: 8
Coding region: 172-993 (273 amino acids)
Biological process (GO): mRNA splicing, via spliceosome
Cellular component (GO): nuclear speck
Molecular function (GO): mRNA binding
Source: RefSeq, a predicted model, not a curated record